AUGGACCACUCGGCCCUAGUCUUCGCCUCCGUCUUCCCCGUCCUCUCGCUCUCGCACACGACGCCGACGCCGAUUGCCACUCCAGAUAUCGGGUACACUGCGCCUGGAGCCUCGUUUGGCAGCCCGUAUGCUACAAGGAGCGCCGCCGAUGCGCAGGCACAGGGACAUGGACAGCAUAGAGCGGUCCGGCGGGGCAUGGCAUGGAGUUGCGCAACGCGAUUCCUGAGUCUGCCAAAGGGUGUCACGAUGCCACCGGGUCUACAUCGGACGAGAGAAACGGAAGACGCGCUCAACUACCUGCUACUCGGCGAUGGCAGGAGCGAGGACGGCAGGGAAGAGGGCUUAGUGGACUGGUAUACGAAUGAGUGUCGGUUGCACUUUGCAAGCAACGUCAGGCCAGAUCUCGAAGAGCUUUGGGCGCAGGAAGUAGAGCUUCAGCAUGCGUGGAAUGUUUUGGAAGAGACGCAGCGGAUACUGCAAUUGGCGCAGGAUCUGUACUUGCAGUUGUUCAAUGAACACUUGCUGCCGUUCCUUCAGCAGGGUGCGAAGAAUACGACGCUCCGGACCAGUAGACCUACUCAGGUCGACGAAUCGAAUGCGGCGGAUGUUGCGAGUGGGAAGUUUCAGCGAGACACGCAUGCGGUCUUUGCACAUUGUCUGCCGUUGCAGCGGUACACGAAGACGCUGAGUUAUGUUCUGUAUGAUGCGGGAUGCAGACUGUUUCGCAUCUAUACGCGGCAUGAUGGUGUGCAACCAAGUCUGACGCCCGAGGACACGCGGGAAGUCCGGCAGCGGAUGACUACGCUCUUGCGAGGUCUGGAAAAGGUCGGUCUAGGUGGUGAUAUUGCACAGCGAGCGUUUGCGCAUACCAUGAACAAGCUACUCGACUCCUUCAUCACCAGUCACUACCUGAAGGUGGACUGGUACUCGCAGACCUCUGUCGUCCCGCAGCUUUACAUGUGGAUCCGAGACGGCUUCUGUCCGCUCGCGGAGCUGGUGCUGGAGUGUCUACGGUGUGAGCAGAGUACUAUUCUGCCCACCGAAGUCUCUUCGUGGCAAGAAAUGGCCCUGGGCCGACUCGGACGGGCUAGGGUUGACAACCUCUUUGAUUUCGUCAUCAACUGGGAUGCCAGUCUGGGUGCUAUCCUUGAUAUCAAAGAGUACCUUAGAGUCGCUGGUGCCAAGCAACAUCUCACAUCGAGCUUCUCGCAGCAAAUAUCGAGACGGCUACUGCAUCCCGGCGCUACAACGACGUAUAUUCUCAACGUGUACAUUUCCAUUAUUCGCUCGUUCCACACGUUGGAGCCCAAGGGAGUGCUGCUCGAGAGGGUUGCGAGACCUGUCCGGCGCUAUCUCAAGGAUCGAGAGGACACGGCUAGGAUCAUCAUUUCCAGUCUGCUUACCGACAUCAACGAUGAAACGGGUAGCAAGUUCUCUUCCAACAGUGAGCUAUCGUAUGAGAUUGCUAGCGAGAUGGCGAAACCAUUUGCCAACUUUGGGCAAGAGGCAGACGAGGAAUUGAAUUGGGGAGACAUGAACUGGCAACCUUUGCCACAGGAUGCAUCGCCCGAAUACAAAAAGUCCAAGGUGGAGGAUGUGAUUUGGUUUCUCUUGACUCUAUGGGAUCGAGACGAUUUCGUCAAUGAGCUGAAGAACAUAUACGGAGACCAUCUUCUCCGAUGUCAAGAUCCGGAAUAUGAAAAGGAGAUCAGACUGCUCGAGCUGAUCAAGAUGCGAUUGGGCGACGACAAAUUGCAAGCAUGUGAAGUCAUGCUGCGUGACGUGCUCGACUCGAAACGCAUCAACACUUCCAUUCGCGCCACCCUCGACUCCUCCACUGACCCCGUCACACCGGGAAACCACAACAGAGAACCACACACGCCUCCUGAUCGACAUCUCCGUACACCACGCCGUCCCACGAGAUCAACAGCCCAACUUCACCCUACCACACCACCCGCCCAACCAUCCGCCGGCCCAACCCUCAAUGCCCAAAUCCUGUCCUCCUUCUUCUGGCCUCUGCUGCGCGACGACACAUUCCGCGUCCCGGCAGAAAUCGAAAGCCUCCAGAAGGAAUACGAAGCCCGAUUCGAACAGAUCAAGGGCAUGCGUAAGCUCCGCUGGAUGAACGCGCUCGGCGACGCCUCCAUCACCCUCUCCUUUGAAGACCGCACUGAGGAUUUCAACAACCUCACACCUUGGCAAGUCAGCCUCAUCCACGCCUUUCAGCCCUUGCCCUCGGAAACUCAAACACAACCACCACCACCUUCCCAUACAACCACAUCCAAAAAGCGCACCACCAAACCCCCCAACCACAACAACAACAACGAACCCAUCUCCCGCACCCUCCCCCAACUCCAAUCCAUGCUCUCCAUGGACCCCGCCCUCCUCCACCAAUCCCUCUCCUUCUGGAUCGGCAAAAACGUCCUCGUCGAAUCCGCCCCCCACACCUACACCGUCCGCGAACGCCUCCCCUCUUCCCGCAGCUCCGCAGACCACGACGCCGCCGCCGCCGCCCAGGAAUUGGCUUCCAUGCAGGCCCAAGAGUCGACUGUUGCCGUCAAGUCGCACGCCGAUUUGCUCGCGGAGAAGAGGGAUGUGUAUGAGGCGUUUAUAUUGGGGAUGCUGACUAAUCAGGGGGAUCUGAGUACGCAGCGUAUUGCGCUGAUGAUGCGGAUGAUGGUGCAGGGGGGGUUUCCGUUUGGUGAGGAUGAGGUCGAGGGGUUGUUGGGGGGGUUAGAGGAGGGGGGGAGGGUGGUGGGGGUUGGUGGGGGGGUUUGGGGGGUUAGGAAGUAG
Messenger RNA from Plenodomus lingam JN3, 2793 nucleotides. RefSeq lists its product as uncharacterized. Gene Ontology annotation, cellular component: anaphase-promoting complex. Lineage: Eukaryota; Fungi; Ascomycota; Dothideomycetes; Pleosporales; Leptosphaeriaceae. Gene Ontology annotation, biological process: protein K11-linked ubiquitination; metaphase/anaphase transition of mitotic cell cycle; ubiquitin-dependent protein catabolic process. Gene Ontology annotation, molecular function: ubiquitin protein ligase binding. The record is from RefSeq and is a predicted model, not a curated record.